This is a messenger RNA of Onychostoma macrolepis, 1866 nucleotides long. RefSeq names its product Rh blood group, D antigen (gene rhd). Gene Ontology annotation, cellular component: plasma membrane. Bases 136 to 1479 code for a protein of 447 amino acids. Lineage: Eukaryota; Metazoa; Chordata; Actinopteri; Cypriniformes; Cyprinidae. The record is from RefSeq and is a predicted model, not a curated record. Gene Ontology annotation, biological process: ammonium transmembrane transport; ammonium homeostasis. Gene Ontology annotation, molecular function: ammonium channel activity. The transcript has 10 exons.
GGCCAUAUUGAUUAAUUGCACACUUAGGUGGCAUUUUUGGGAAACACCUCCAUGCCUCUUACAUGCACGUGAUCUUACAUAUUCCUCAUCUCUGGCGGGUGAAGAUUACAGACAUUCAGAGUUUGUCAAGUAAUAAUGGCUCCUCGGUACGCCCCCAGUCUCCGCUCAAGACUUCCUCUCGUGGCCUUCCUGCUGGAAACCUUCUUUCUCCUACUGUUUGUCUUUUUUGUGAAAAUAGAGCACCAGCAUGAGAAGAUUGGCAGAAAGUCUGACAGUACGCUUUUCAUCAGCUCAUAUGCAGAAUUCCAAGAUGUUCAUGUGAUGAUAUUCAUGGGGUUUGGAUUCCUGGCCACGUUCCUUGUACGAUAUGGUUUCAGUGGAUCAGGGUUUAACGUGCUGUUGGCAGCCAUGGCCAUCCAGUGGGCCAUCUUGAUAAAUGGCUUCCUGCUGCCACAACGACACCACAGAAGAGAGAUCCACAUCAGUAUGAAGAGUGUGAUUGAGGCAGAGCUCUGUGCAGCAUCCGCUCUGGUUGCCAUGGGAGCGGUCCAUGGGAAGACAAAUCCUGUCCAGCUUUUACUGAUGGCUCUGGUGGAGGUCACAGGAUUUGUGGUCAAUCAGUGGAUCCUGCGAACUCUGCUCAGUGCAGAUCCAGUGAACAGCAUCAUGCUGCUGCAUGUCUUCGGAGCUCUGUUUGGGGUGAUGGUGUCCUGGGUGCUGCACAGAGAGGGGAUCAAACCAGUGCAUGAGAAAGAGAAAACAGACCGGAAGACUGGCUUAUUCGCAAUGUUUGGAACGCUGUUCCUGUGGAUGUUCUGGCCCAGUUUUAACUCGGCACUGGUGGAAGAUUACAGGUGGGAUAGAGGACUAAAGCUUACUGUCAUUUAUGGGACGUAUCUGUCGCUGGCUGUCAGUGUUGUCAUGGCGAUGUCUGUCUCUAUGCUCACAAGCUCCAAAGGAAAGAUGAACAUGGAUCUAGGAAUGUUGAGAUUUACAGAUAAUGGGCAUCAUGAGAUGAGUAGCAUGUCUGCACAGGUUCACGUCCAGAGCUCAGCACUGUCUGGUGGUGUUGCCAUUGGAGUUGCAAUGACAGCAGUCCACACACCGUGGAUUGCCAUGACGAUUGGAUUCUGUUCUGCUCUCUUAUCAGCCUUGGGGUUCCGGUACAUGAAGAAUCACAUGCUGCUUGCUUUUGAGUGUCAUGACACCUGCAGCGUCCUCAGCGUGCAUGCCAUACCGGGAAUUCUGGGAUGGUUUGCUCAUUUAUUCAUACGGCUGGCCAGUAAUGAGAGAACAAUAGCGGUGCAGUUCGCUGUGUAUCACAUCUGUGUUCUCCUCAUAACGACAUGCAUGAGUCUGGUGAUGGGCAUGGCUACAGGACUUUUUCUUAAAUGGAGUAUCUGGAGACCCCAGCAGGACAGAAAGUGCUUUGAUGACCAGGCGUUCUGGGAGUUUCCAAAUUUGGUGGUACAGAAAUGAAGAACUUGUGGACAAAUUAAUAUGAGGACUCCAGUUAUGCAAGAAUGUGUGUGGGGUGUGGGGUGGUUAGACAUUGCUUAAGUAAACAAUUUACAAGAUAAAAUGUCCUUGAAUGGAAAGCAUUGUGUUUGCUAAGAGACACAUCAUACAAAACAUCACCAAAGAAAUGUCCAAGCCCCUGGAAAUUAAGGCUGUAUUAAAUUACUUUAGUGGAAGCAAGAAAAACAGAGAAGAGGUUGUUUCAGCCUGACAAUGACAAACUGAUACACCACACCAACACCUAAUGCAAUAUAUAAAAAUAACCUUAUGGUGACUUUAAUCUACAAUCCCAUGUUAUUCAUCUGCUUUUGAAUGUAAUAAAAGAUUGCACUUUCUAAAAGAAAAAAA